CAAAACCAGAAUUGGCCGUUUCUGUUGUGGCCGACACUCAUCCAGGGAGAAGAGAAGCGACGGCGAAUGGGGACUGUUUUCAAGUGCUAUAAACCCCUGUUUUUAACCCGCUUCUCUCCAAUCCCCAACUCCAUACUUUCUGUUCAUCCCUCGAACCUCAAGAGUAGAAGCUUCGUCCCCUGUAUCGGUUCUCUGAGCUCGUCUCAGUCUCAGCCGUUGGCCAAUGGGAAAGGCGUCCAGAAACCCGCCGGCGAUUUCCCUCUGGCUCCAACGUCGGAGCUGUGGCUGUACAACACUAUGACCAGAAGGAAGGAGUUGUUCAAGUUCAAGCCCAGAGUGGAGGGCAGAGUGGACAUGUAUGUCUGCGGUGUUACUGCCUACGAUCUCAGUCACAUAGGGCAUGCUUGCGUCUAUAUUACCUUCGAUGUUCUCUACAGAUAUCUUAAGCAUUUGGGAUAUGAAGUGUGUUACGUUCGGAAUUUCACUGAUGUUGAUGACAAGGAUUGCUGAGUCUGCACCUUUUCAAAUUCUGUAGAUAAUUGCUAGAGCAAAUGAAUUGGGGGAGGAUCCAAUCAGUUUGAGUAGACGUUAUUGUGAAGAGUUCCAUGAUGAUAUGGUGCAUCUUUGUUGUCUUUUGCCUUCUGUUGAGCCACAUGUCUCAGAUCACAUGCCUCAAAUCAUUGACACGAUCAAGCAGAUUCUUGAUAAUGGGUGUGCCUACAGAAUUGACGGUGAUGUCUUCUUCUCGGUAGACGAAUUCCCAGAAUAUGGUCGUUUGUCUGGGCGAAAGUUAGAAGACAAUUGAGCUGGUGAGCGUGUUGCUGUGGACUCCAGGAAGAAAAAUCCAGCUGAUUUUGCUUUAUGGAAGUCUGAAAAGGAAGGAGAACCCUUUUGGCAGAGUCCAUGGGGGCCUGGCAGACCUGGAUGGCAUAUUGAGUGCAGUGCCAUGAGUGCUGCCUAUUUGGGUCACUCUUUUGACAUACAUGGUGGGGGCAUGGACCUUGUGUUUCCCCACCAUGAAAAUGAAAUUGCUCAGAGUUGUGCUGCUUGUAACCAGGGUAAUGUAAGCUAUUGGAUACAUAAUGGCUUUGUCACUGUUGACUCUGAAAAAAUGUCCAAAUCCCUUGGAAACUUCUUCACAAUCAGGCAGGUCAUAGAUCUUUAUCACCCUCUAGCUUUGAGAUUUUUCUUAAUGGGAACCCACUAUCGAUCUCCAAUCAACUAUUCUGUUUUGCAUCUUGAAAAUGCUUUUGAACGUAUUUUCUACAUCUAUCAGACACUACAUGAUUGUGAGCUUGUUCUGAGCCAGCAUGAUCCAGGGCUUCAGAAAGAUUCUGUCCCACCCAACAUUUUGAAUGGCAUUAAAAAGUUCCAUGAUGAAUUUUUUGCUUCAAUGUCGGAUGAUCUUCAUAUUGCAGUUGUUUUGGCUGCAUUAUCAGACCCAUUGAAGACCAUCAAUGAUCUGCUACAUACUCGUAAUCGUAAGGGAAAGAGGCAAGCAAUGCGAAUUGAAUCACUUGCAGCUCUAGAAAAGAUAAUUAGAGAAAUUCUGGCUGUCUUGGGACUGAUGCCCACAAAUUACUCCAAGGUGUUGCAGCAACUCAGAGAAAAGGCAUUGAAGCGUGCCAAGCUAACAGAAGAUCAAGUACUGCAAAAGAUCGAGGAAAGAACAGCUGCAAGUAAGGCAAAAGAUUACAAAAAAUAUGACGCAGUUAGAAAAGACUUGGCUGCUAUAGGCAUUGCUCUUAUGGACACUCCAGAAGGCACAAGUUGGAGACCAGCUAUCCCCCUUGCACUGCAAGAACAGCAAGUUACUGCAACCUGAACAGCUUCUUGAGUCAGCACUGUUAUAAUGUUAUACCAUUACUUAGGAUUUUAGCGAGCACAUUUAGUUUCCUUGUACCAACAUCCAGUUUCAGGAUUUUGGUAAAUCACUUUGCCCUAUAGGGAUUUCUUCUUAGCUCAGUUAUGGGUGAAGACAAAACCAAAAAAGAAAUUUCAGUGAUAGGCAUUGUGCACGGAUGGAUAAAUUUCGGUGCCCAUGUAAUGAUUCAUUCUUUACGUUUUCUGUGGAAUUGUUAGUUUAUUAAAGGAAAUCAGUUUGU
This is a messenger RNA of Rubroshorea leprosula, 2105 nucleotides long. The record is from the annotation of a GenBank genome assembly. NCBI's taxonomy places the organism in Eukaryota, Viridiplantae, Streptophyta, Magnoliopsida, Malvales, Dipterocarpaceae.